Messenger RNA from Sinocyclocheilus anshuiensis, 1746 nucleotides. RefSeq names its product endophilin-A1-like. NCBI's taxonomy places the organism in Eukaryota, Metazoa, Chordata, Actinopteri, Cypriniformes, Cyprinidae. Gene Ontology annotation, cellular component: presynapse; cytoplasm; glutamatergic synapse. Gene Ontology annotation, molecular function: protein binding. The record is from RefSeq and is a predicted model, not a curated record. The coding region runs from base 1 to 471 and encodes 156 amino acids. Gene Ontology annotation, biological process: synaptic vesicle uncoating. The transcript is spliced from 4 exons.
AUGAGCUCGCAGUACUUCACGCUUGUUGAUGUUCUGUCGGUGUUUCUGCAGAUUGAACAAGUGAGUCAGCUUUCUGCUCUGGUCCAAGCUCAGGUCAACUACCACAGACAGGCCGCAGAGAUCCUUCAGCAGCUCUCCAGCAAACUAGAGGACAGAAUAAGAGAGACUUCUUGCAAGCCGAGAAGAGAGUAUGUCCCCAAACCUCGCACCUCGGUGGAUUUCAGUGAGAACCACAAUGGCAGCAUCGGGCUCAGCGGCCCGUCCAGAUCACCAGCUCCGAUGGACCAGCCUUGCUGUCGGGCGCUGUAUGAUUUCGACCCUGAAAACGAGGGUGAGCUGGCCUUCAAGGAAGGAGACGUCAUCACCUUAACUAGCAAGAUUGACGAGAACUGGUAUGAAGGAACAGUCAGUGGGCAUUCGGGCUUCUUCCCUGUCAACUAUGUAGAUAUCCUGGUAGAUUUACCCCACUAAGUCUAAUGCAUGACCAAUCAAACCACUUCUUCUGCAAGAGCAGAAAUAACCAAACCUAGCAGCACAAACCAACCGCUCUGUUGUGGGAUUUGCGCAUAGGAAAUAAUAAGCAAUGAAAACGUUUCGAGUGCCCUUCAGUAGAUAUUAUUCCUGAAUGCCACCACUUUGUUAUAUUGAUUAAUUUCAUGUAUUUAAUUUUUCCUGAGGCUGACCUCUGCAUUGCCUGCUGCUAUGACUCCUGUAUGAUUUUCAGUUUAGCCUGUUUUUGUUUCCAGCAGCAAGCCAUGAAUUGGUCUCUUCAUCCGAACCCUUUUAAAAAUAUCUGCAGUUAAGUUAUUUUGGUAUUAAGUUCUUAGCAUAAUGUAUUUAUGAAAAAUUAUUUGAAGGACAAUGGAUGCCAAGUUGAUGUGAAGUAUUAAAUGUGAGGGUUUUUUUUCUUUGAAACUGCAUUAAUUGCAAAACAAAUAUGCUUUCUCAUCUUUCCUGUUCAUAGUGUGAAAUGUUCCGAUGUUUGUUUAAUGUCUUAAAACAAGUGAUGUUAGAUUUGACCAUUUAAAUCAAUUCAUAUUUAGCAACAGAGAAAAAAAAAAAAACGAGAUGAAAGUUAAGUGAAUCGUUUAUUUGUUACAGUGUGUCAUCUGUCUGUCAUGUAACAUUCUGUACAGUCCUACGUUCACAUUCCAUGGAUGCGGAACUGGUCACUAAGAUUCAACCCAAAACACUUUCGUGUGUAUGUGUGUGUGUAUAUAUUACUAUAAAUAUGUCUGAGUGCGUUAUCUGAACCCAUGAAACAUAUCAAAACGCAUAUCAAAUUUUGUCAUAUUUGCCUGAUGUCUGAUUUAAGUCUAGAAAGAAUUCCUGACUCUGAAUGAUGUUUACUAUUGGCUUAAAAUUUCCACAGGCAGAAUAAGAUAUGUUCUUCUUAAUAUUUGUGUCUUUAGUUGUUUUUAUCAGCUCGAAGAGCCCCUUUAUAUUUAAAUAAAGCAUAUCUAGUAUUGGCAGGACAUUCCAAUAUUUUUUCAGUCGUGUUGUUUAUCCUCAGUGAGGUCAUUUUUGUGUUUAUCCCGUGUGUGUGUGUGUGUGUGUAGUCCUGUAACUCUAGUACCACGUGUUGCUUUUGGAUCAGUGUUGAAGCGUUAGAUAUUUCUGGAAGUGCUGGGAGAGUUUAUUUGUGAAGCGCUCCUCUUUAGCAUGAAUCUUCAUGGUCUCAUCUGAAUCAAUCAUAGGCUUGUUCUGAGAACGAAAAAACUGUGCAACUACAAUAAAACCCGUUUA